AUGGUCUGGUCGGUGUCGUGGGGUGUCAUCCCCGACAUUGAGAUUCUCCCAAACAUUGGGGGUGCUCCUGCAGCGUGGAAGGGCACCAGGGCCGAUGCUGAGGCGGAGGAAGAUGAGAUGGACGGCGCCGAUGAACCUGAUCUUGAUGCGACUAUCCACCAGGCAUCCUCGGUGCCAGUCUCUGAUUGGUAUCAGUGCUUGUGCUGUGGUGGCUACAGCACGCUUGAAGUCCUUGACAUUCUUCGACGCAUUGACAAUGACAUGGAUCUAUCCUUACUGUUAUCUCGGAUAUUGAGGGGGAGGAGGAUGGGGCGGAUGAGGCAGAAUCAGAUAGAGAUGAAACAGGCACUUGACAUUUAUUUAGAACACCAAUAA
This is a messenger RNA of Podospora pseudocomata, 375 nucleotides long. RefSeq lists its product as uncharacterized. The transcript has a single exon. The coding region runs from base 1 to 375 and encodes 124 amino acids. The record is from RefSeq and is a predicted model, not a curated record. NCBI's taxonomy places the organism in Eukaryota, Fungi, Ascomycota, Sordariomycetes, Sordariales, Podosporaceae.